Messenger RNA from Pieris macdunnoughi, 2958 nucleotides. Lineage: Eukaryota; Metazoa; Arthropoda; Insecta; Lepidoptera; Pieridae. The record is from the annotation of a GenBank genome assembly.
AUGAUGGACGUAGUGAGUGAGUCUAGCAAGUGGCGUGGAGGUUUCCUCUCCACAAUAAACAGAAGUUUUCGCCUCAAAAAGUUAAAUUCUCCGGUAGAAAACAAGACCAUUGAAAUGCCUACGGGUCUCAAUUCAUCCACUGAAGCUUCAAGCAUGCGACCCCUGGAGAUCGUAGCUCCAAGAAUAGACACAUAUCGGUUCUCCAUGGCCAACCUUGAAGAGACCCAGGAUGCUGAUCUGGAUGCCAUCCUUGGGGAGCUAUGUGCGUUAGACUCGGAGUACGAUGAGGAACUGUCCAGGGUAUCGGCAGAUUUCUCAACGACUUCGAAAGACCGAGUGGACGGAGAAGUUGCCCAGCGUCAGGACAUCAAGGAGACAGAUGGUGCCUCGCACAUAACAAGGACGGACUCGCCUGACAACGACUCCGCCUUUAGUGACACGGUUUCAAUGCUCUCGAGCGAGUCGUCGGCUUCUAGCAGUGCGAGUACGAAAUGCAAGCCUAUGAAAAUAACCCUUCAUCCCAAUCAAAAGGGUACCCUUUAUCAACAGAAGGCUGAUAAAAUAAAAAUGGCCUUGGAGCGAAUGAGAGAGGCGAACGUCAAGAAACUUUUCAUAAAGGCCUUCUCAACUGACGGAUCGUCGAAGAGCCUUCUGGUUGACGAGAAAAUGACGUGUGGCUACGUCACCAGGUUGCUCGCUGACAAAAACCACGUGACCAUGGAGCCUAAGUACGCGAUCGUUGAGCAGCUCCCAGAUUUACACAUGGAACGUGUGUACGAAGACCACGAAAUGUUGGUGGACAACCUAAUGCUAUGGACAAGAGAGUCGAAGAACAAAAUACUAUUCGCAGAGCGACCAGAGAAAAAUUUACUUUUUCAAACACCAGAAAAGUUCCUACUUAGCGAAGAUGAUCGAGGUUGGUCCAGCGACCACGACGAUAACUUACGACAAGUCAUCAUCGACGAUUUCUUUGGCCAAAGCAGCACAACUCCAUCAAUUUCGGGACAUACUGUACCACCCAUGGAAGGCUUUCUCUAUCUGAAAAGUGACGCUAAAAAGGGAUGGAAGAAGUACUACUUCGUACUAAGACCUUCUGGCCUAUACUAUGUGCCGAAAGACAAGGUGAAAACGUUGAAGGAGCUGGUGUGUCUGGCGACAUUUGACAACAACGAAGUGUACGUUGGUGUUAAUUGGAAGAAGAAGUAUAAAUCGCCAACUGACUAUUGCUUCGCGAUCAAGCAUCCGAGACUGCAGCAACCGAAGAGUGUGAAAUUCAUUAAGUUCCUCUGCGCUGAUGACCAGCAGACAUUGGAUAGGUGGAUUACAGCGAUGAGAAUAGCUAAACAUGGAAGACAGCUGCUGGAAAACUAUAGAUCGUUGGUAGAAGAGCUCACUCAAGAAGACUUAGAUCACUUGGCCCAUGCACGUUCUUGCUCUAUCUCCUCAAUACCAACUAAAACCAGCAACCCACCGAUAGUAACCAAUCCAGUGCAGCCAACAUCCAGCAAUACGAGUGUUGCCAAUUCCGAUAUUAGUAGUGGAAGACAUUCCCGCGCCUCGUCAUCUAGCUCGAGCGGUUGUCUAUCAGAUGGAGGCACUGCGUCUGAGAGUGCUUUUGAUUGCGAGUUUCCUAUGGGUACAAUCAAACGCAAGCCAUCAAUGAAACCGAACAUUCCCUUGACCUGGAUGACACGGCAACUUAAAGAAAUGGCUGAAAAAGACGAAAGUGAGGGAGGUGACACCAGUACCCUGACCCGAAGACCUCGCCAGAGGGAUGAUACCCUCAAACGGCACGCAGAUACCUCCGAAAGCGCAGUCUACAGUAGCAGUAGCAUGACGUCAUCAAGUCCCGUCCAUGAAUCGUACGGCAUUUAUGAAACCAUUCCUCGUGACACCUACCGCGCUAGUGUUGACACCGCUUCAUCGCUUUACGGAUACACCAUUUAUGAUAAAAGUCAAGUAGAAGAGUUCCCUCCGCCUCCUCCAGAAGAUACCACAGUAAUGUUCAGCUCCACACUCAGUCUUGAUUCGUUACCACCGCCACCACCACCCCCGCCUGCUGAAUCAGUCGAAGACAUUUCCGGGUCCCAACUAAGCCUGCCGCCGCCUCCACCAGAAAUAGAAAAUGCCGGUAGAGUACAAGACAUCGUCACGCAACUCACUGCUCAGCAGAUAGAACAAACAGCACCUAAGCGAUGCAGCAAAACCUUCCCAAGGCAGCUGUCACUGGACAGCGUCAAUUCCGAGACUUCGAAGUCAUCCCUACAUUCCGACAAGAGUCUAAGACAAAACGCAUACGGCGCUUGCUUAGUCGAACUACAGACCAAAAAGCUAAGUAACGGCAGCUCAUCGUUACAAAAGAAGUUAGAACCAGGAAAAGAGCGGUCAAGCUCCAUGAAAAAAGUCAACUUUGCUGAUGAUAUUCCAAGCGACAAGAAGAAUAAAAAGAUAACUUUCAAUUUAACAGAGGCUCCGCCGUCACCCAGAAAACCUAUACCUCCUCGUCGAAAUGAAAGCACCAGAUUAUCGUCUCCAAAGAAAUUAGCAGAUUCGAACAGUAACCCACCCACAGAUUUCCUUAAAGAUUUACAAAGAGUGAUGAGAAAGAAAUGGCAAGUUGCGCAGAAGUGUAAAUUGGAGCCGACGACUACGCCACACGAAGUACUGGGGUUCAGAGAGUAUCCGCUAUCAGACGACUAUAAGGAGACGAGUGUAUCCAUGUGGGUUCAAGAGCACUACGGGGCUGGCUCUGUGGAAGAUCCGUUUUACGAAAACGUGUAUGGAAGGGAAACGAUGCCCGUGAGACGCGAGGAGCCAAAGCCGAUAAAGAAGAGACCCCCUCCAGCCCCCCCUAAACGAAGUGACUCUACGCAUUUAACCACACAACCAGGUGUUCACCUUCCCCACACUCUGCCCACUUCCAACGCUCCCCCGCAUCACGUUCAACCGACCGCUUGA